AACACAGUCGCUCCCAGUGGCCAACGCUGGUUGAAUGUUCUUGACGCUUGCGGAGAGACUUUAAAGUUUCUCAGAUUUCCCUCCAUCACCGGAGCUGGUGCUUUGUGUCACGAAAAGGUUGCAAACCUCUUUAAAAGGAUACUUCGUGGAUUUUGCAAUUAUUUGUAUAUAGGCAUAUCGUGCGUAACUUGGUUAGAACUAGCAUAGACGUGUACAAUAAAUAUAUUUACGACUUAGAGGCCGAAGGCCGCGCGGGACAGAAUGGCACCCAAGAAGACAACAAAGAAGAAGAAGAAGUCAAAGGAGGAGUUAGAGGAAGAGCGGCGACUAGCGGAGGAAGCGGCACGGCUUGCAGAAGAAGAGCGGCUGCGUGCUGAGGAGGCGGAGCGGCAGCGUUUGGCUGAGUUGGAGCGGCAGCGGCUGGAGCUGCUGGGCCAGUUCCUUGAGGCGGAGAAGGCACGGCUAGACAUCGAGCAUGCCGACAUCGACCCGCUGCUGCGGCAGUUUGAGCACGAGCGGGUGCGCUCCCGCACCGCCGCCUCCGAGGCCUCCGAAUGGGAGCGCUUCCUGCGCUGCGUGCAGGUGCCGGCGCCCGGACAGCGAGUGGCGGUGGCGGAGUUCCUCAGCCGCAUGGCGGAGGCGGCCAAGGAGGCGGACAGCAGGGACCUGGGGGAGGCGUUCGUGGCGUGCGAGGAGUGUCGCACCAUGUUGCUGGAGGCACGUCAGGCGCUGCUGGUGGCGCGGCAUGCGGAGGGGCUGGCGGCCAGCGGGGGCGGCUGCAGCGGCGGGGAGGAUGCGGUGGUGGCGGCUGCGGGUCGGGCGGCGGGGGAGCGCGCGGCGGCGCUGGAGGGCGACCUGCGGGGUCUGCAUGGCAUCAUCAACAGCCGCAUCGACCGGCUCACCGCGGUGGUGCUGCAUCACGGUGACGAGUACGCGAAUGAGAAGAACGAGAUCCAGCUGGGCCACGUGGCGGGCAGCUUCAAGUGGGGCAUCUGGGUCAACACUGCCAAGAACCCGCGACUCAAGGUUGUGGAGAUGCCCCAGCUGGGUGUCACGCUGGACAUCCCAAAGCAGAUCGCGCUGGCCAACGUGGCUCUGCGCGUGCAGGCUCGCUCCGGCCCCGCCUCCGACGAGUUCUUCCUCCGCGCCUCCAACAAGUGGAUGGCGGUGGGCGGGGUGCUGGUGGUGGACCUACUGGCGCUGCCGCCGGGGGCCAAGAAGGUUCGCGGCUGGACGCUGCGCCAGGUGACCCCCCUCGCCUCCAACGUGCAGCGGGUACCCUACCCCAUCCCGCCCGCCGGUGCCGACCCACUCACCUGGCAAAGCGAGGAGGAGCCGCCGCCGCUGGGGGUCACUGCGCCCCUGCCGCCCGAGAUAGUGCUGCUGCAGGACCCGCUGCAAGUGGCCUGGUGGGACGAGGCGCACCAGAUGUGGAACACGGACGGAGUCAGCAACGUCUCCUACGACUCCGCCACCAACCACUUCUCCUUCCACACCACCCACCUGGCGCCCCUAGCACUCGUCAUGUCCCGUACUCGACUGCUGCCGUACAAGUCGUGGAACAUACGGCCCACGGGGGGUCGUAACGGUGCCUCCGCGGCCAUCACCCUCAACUGCGGCCUGGACGCGCCCAUCAUAAUUGAGGUGGGCACCAGCAGCGCCACCCUCACCUCGCCCCCCUGGCCGCAGCUGCAGUCGCUGCUGGGGGUGGCCAUGCAGCCGCUGGACCUGCUGCAGGCCCUAUCCGACCGCGGCGUGCACCUGCUGCCCGAGGACCGGGACGCCGAGGUGGCGGGGGUGGUGGCCAAGGAGCGGGGCACGGAGGCGGCCAUGUGCAAGGACCUGGCGCUGCUGGGUGGUGUGUUCCUGCUGGCCUCCUCACGCUGGAACCAGACCGCCGACCCGGGUGAGGCGCUGGCCCGCAUAUCCGAGGUGGUUGACUGGGAGGAGGGCGGCCGCACGCAGCCGCACCACGUGGCGCGCAUCUUCGACAAGGAGAAGGAGGACGGGGAUCGGCGGGUGCUGGUGGUGGUGCGGAGGGGCACUAAGGGUGUUGCCUUCUGCGACGCGCUGGACCGGCGCGAGGACUUCCCGCGGCUGCCGGGGGUGGACAGCGUGGAGGCGGUGCGGGAGUGCGGGGUCAGCAUAUUCGGGGAGGUCCACGCCAGCGUGCUCACGCUGCUCCGCGGCCAGUUCGCAGUGCCCGGCGCCUCCGAGUCGCCCCUCACACUGCGCCUGUCCGCGCUGCCCUCCAGCCUGGACCUGGUGCGCACCACCUCACCGCUCUUCACGGCGACGCUGGCGGAUACCAUGCUGGCACUGCGGCUGUUCAGCUUCAGCUAGGGGAUAGAACGAUAAAUAGGGAUACAUAUUCAGCUGGGGGAGGGCAGGAGGAGAAGGGCUGAUCCGGUUUGGCUAAGUGGGGGGGGGAGGAGGCGGUGAGGGGAGGGGAGGGUAAGAGGGGGAAGAAGAAGGCCAAGUUAGUGUCGAUACCGGUAGUGGUGAUCCGAGGAGGGGCUGUAGGGGUUUAAAGAGGCUGCGGAAGCUACCGGUAUGCCGGCUGUACAUUUUUGUGGGGCCUGGCGGUCGGUGGACUGAAAUGGCGUGACUCGGUGACUGGCCAUGAAUGGGAUUCUGUUGGUAAUGUGUUUGCGGCGGUGGUGGGCGAGGCAUAUCUGGAUGGGACUUGCCAAAGGCCUGUGUUGGGAAGCUGCAGGUGUCGCUUGCUGAAUUGCGGGACAUGGCGGCAACAUGUCUGGCCUGUCCAUGCUUCGGAAGUACUGACAUGGCAGUCCUUACCGUGACCGCACAUGCUUACUUAAAAAUACGUGCAUACGUGACCAUGGGCAAACUUUGCAAACCAGGCACGCAGUGACCAGGCCGCAUGGGCAGUCAUCCUGUUGGCCAUGCGACAUAACGUUUGGGCGUCUCCCUGCAACCCAACUAAAGGACCUAACCAUUCGUCUACUCACAUAUAGUGUUCACUUCGCAUUGCCUUGAUACAUAUCUGUGUUUGCAGCUGUCAUUAAACAACCGGUCGGAAAGCAUGUCUGUCGGGAUGGAUGGCUUCAGACCCUUGGACCACGCCUUUGGGAGACGACAGGGACUAUACGUUAUGUCGCAUAAGGUUAGGGAUUGCUCCCUUGCGUUGUUGCGGCUGUCUAGCUUUCCCUCGGUGCCUGCAGGUUGCGGUUGGCAACAUUUAGGUGUGGAACCCGCAGGACAGUAAACUCAGACGGAUAUAUAUGUAAUACCUCUUGUUUUAUGCAUUGGUGAAUGUACCUGUGCGCACCUAAAAAUGUUGCCGACUGGCGACUGCAGAAAAACCGCCUCCCGUAUUGUCUACCUUCGACUGUCGGUGAUGAGCAACAUAAAGAAAUGAAUAUGUGCCAAAAGCAAGCAUCGUUAUAGACACCACCCAUAUUGCUCACGACGCUCUACUGCAAAUCGAUAGGUUGCACACUUCGAUGGACAUAGUCUAACUUUUUACAAGCUGGCUGCCGAGCCUAUAUCUAGUAUAUAUUACCCUUAAAUAUGGCGCAAGCAGUCGAUGUUUAUGUUACUAGCGCGGAGCUAGAGGAAGCGUUAAAAGCCAGGACGUCAUGCAUGAAAAUCGAUCGCGAGGCGCUGGUGCCUGUGCAUUGCGUCUCCAAGCGGGGUAUCAGCACCAGCACCCUCUUCUCGGUACGGUCAAAGCGCCCUAUCGGGCGGGGCAUCAACGAUACCGAAAUGGGCCUCAUGUACGACAAGUUUGUUGGGCCGGGCAGCCUUGGGAACGCUGCAGUCCGUCAAGAGCAACACGAACGCAGCCGUUCAAUUCAAAGCAGUGUCUCGGCGGAUGGCGGCGGCGCGGCCUCCGUUGCUGUCGUCUCUGCGGCGGGUUCCGUCGCUGCCGUCUCUCGCGCACCGUCCAUUGACUCUGGCGACCGAGCGCCGCCGCCGCCGUCACCAAGCAUGGCGGUCGUCAUUGCGGCGGCGGGGUCGCUCGUCAAACAACCCGCACUCGACGCCGAGUACCAACAGCAAGCUUCGUCGGCGGUUACCAUGAAGUACAUUUCGCCGCACAUUGCGAAGAAGUACGGCAUAAAUCAGCACAUUCGACCCGCGUCGGCUGCAGCCACUGCAGCCGCUGCCUCCAAAGCCGCGCGAAUGGCGUCGGGUGUCGCCGCCGCCGCGGCCGCCGCGAUGGUGAGUGCAGAAGCCGGAACGUCGGAUCACCCGUCGCGACCGAUGUCGGGACACGGGCAUCGGCCGCCACGUCCGCCUUCGGCGUCAUUCAGUACGACAUCACGUGAUCAAGCACAACGUGCGGGUUAUUUCGUGUACUGCGGUCCGGUCGACGUACCAGCCCCCGGACGGUACACUCCGCAGUACAACGUCACUGGGAAGGUACCCCACGUGGUUAGUUGGGGCAAACGGCCGUCGAUGGGAUCUGACGGAGCGGCGGCGGUUGGCGGUUCCGGCAGCAUCAACCUCAGACGGCCCGGCUCGGCACCGGCCGGCGGCCGUUCAGCUUCCAUCACGCGACCCACAUCGGGCUCCAUUGUAGGCAACGUCUCCGGUCAUCACCAUCAUCGGGCGUCAGACGAAGGACCCAUGGGUCAGUCCCAACACCAUCACGACUCGCCGAGCCGUAGCCGCAGCAUCAGCAGUCACCAACCCCAUCCCAACGGAAACGCCAACGGUAUUCAGCAUGGACUGCCGUUAGACGGGAAGGCCCAACGGCAACAACGGCAUGCGGAGAUGUUCGCGGGGGCCCACCGAGUACACCCUCCCAAGCAUGAGAAGCCUCCCGGCAGCAGCGCCUUCCUUGUGGCGCCCCGCAAGCCGCGAUCGGGCAUGACGGAGGCUGGGCCCCUGUUUGGGGAGUACUACUGGGACGGCUAUGACAAGCUGACCUACAAGACCCCCAAGCGCCCCUCCUCCGCCUUCCACAUCCCCGCCGAGAUUCCCCAGAGCGCCAUGCGCCAGGCGGCUCCCGCGGGCGGUACCGGACCCGCGCUGGGGCCAGGGGCAUACAACCCGAAGGCCGUGCCCGCGACCUACACCGGACAACACGUCACGGCAGGCCACCCCCCGCUCGCUCGCACCCCCGAUUGGAGCCGCACCACCCCGCGCCCCACCUCCGCUCCCCCCGCCCGACCCACAUCAGCAGGCGCCGCUCAGCCUGCGUAUUGGGGCCCCGAGGACCCCGACGACCCGGCCUACAGCGACCUGGUGGCACUGCAAGCCCUGCAGGCGCGCAUGCAGCACGACCAACACCGGAGCCAACAACAACCCCCUCCCCCUCCUGCUCCUCCUCAGCAACCGCAGCAGCAGCAGUCCCCGUCCCGCGCUCGCUCCCACUCCGCCGCCAAACACCCUCGCCACCAGCACGCCACCUCCUCCACGCCCCGCUCCUCCUCUUCCUUUGCUUCCCCAGGCAGACCACAAUCCGCUCGCUCCCACUCCCACUCCUCCACCACCGCCUCCUCCAAAACCCCCACCAAAUCCCGUCCGCAGACCUCCUUCUCCCCCUCCAGAUCCCGUCCCCAAUCCGCUCGCCCAACCACCUCCACCACCUCCGCAGCACCCCCUUCCUCAGCCACGGGCGCCAUCGCCGCCGCUGUUGCCGCCUCCUCCACCUCCUCCAUCUCAUGUUCCCCCCACCACCCUAACCCACACCACCUCCAACCGCACCCCCAACACCACCCCCAGCAGCAGCACCACCCCCAACACCACCCCCAGCAGCAGCACCCCCAGCAGCCGCUGCCUGCGGGUCUUGCAGACUACCCAGGGGAGCCAGGUCGCUGGGGGGACACGCGGCCGCUCGUUUAUGUGGACCCGGCACGGCACGGGGAGCUGGGGUCCUCGGGCCUCGCGCCGCGGGUGCCUGGGGGGGCGUUCGGGCAGGCCACACGGCAGGCGGCGGCCAAGAGCCUGCGCGCCAUGUCGCAAUCCAACGUCAUCCCACCCAGCUCGGUGGCGGUACGGGACCUCAACGACCUCACCUACAACUACGAUGUGGCAGUGGAGUCGCACCGCCCGCGCCAACCCGCCUGGGCGCUGCCGCCCAACCGCACCGCGCUCAGCAAGAAGUGGGUGGCGGCGGCGGCAACCGCCUACCUGUGAGGGGAGCCCACUGCAGGCGCAAACAUGAGGGGAAAAGGAAAGGAGUGCAGUGCGGUGGCGGUGGUGGUAGUGACGGCGGUGGUGACGGCGCGGUGGUGAUGGCGCGGUAGCGCGGUGUGUGCUGUUUACAUGCGGUAACAUGUGUCGUGUGUUAAAAUAACUGGCCGCGACAACUGGUUGUGCGUGUCUGUGUCUGUGUGUGUGUGUUAAGAAAACUGGCCGCGAGUAGGAACGUGUGUUAAAAUAACUGGCGGCGAGUAGGAACGUGUGUGUGUUGACUCAACGGACCGUGUAUGUGUAUGUGCGUAUGGCAUGCGGGGGGAGCUGCGGGGUGUAUCUUGAUGCGGCUUUGAGCGGCUUCACAGGGGCGCCAGUAGCGACAGCGGUGGUGAGAUGACUGAGGAGGAUGACUACCGUUAUGGCUGCCACUCCCUCCUGGGUUGCGGCCAUUAAGCAGGUCAACAACGCUUUCAAUCCGUUUUCAGAACCUGACGACCAAGAAGAGACGGGUGCACGUUACAGAGCCGCAAGAUGGCGUGAGGCAGGCUCCGCCGCAGAGGCGAGAGUUGUGGCGGCGGCCAAAUGGAAUAGCUAUGACGAGUGGCCUGGGAACAACCCUGCAGGCGUCUCCCCUGGACGUCCCUGAGAGACACGGGAGGUGCCCGAGAGGUCUCAGCACUUGCGUCUCAGGUGUGGGAACUCGGAACCCUAGGGCGGGUGGGAACUUGGGAGUGCUCGUGUUGUUGGUUAUACCGGUAGUGUGUUUACGGAUAUGGCGCGCUCACCAACGGUGGGCAUCGCCGUGUACGUUGUACGUCCCGCGUUUGCUGUGGGGCUGUUUGUGGGGUGCUUUCUGGAGGUGGGUUGCAGCUUCUCCUGAGGCGUUUGGAGGGGACUGGGACGUAAAGUGUUUUGGUUUGUUGGUUUAGUAAUGUGGUGUAGUGCUGGUAAGGGUUUCCUCCAUCAUGGGUGGUGGAAGCGCUGGUGAGGGGUCUUCUACGACAGACGCAACAGGACAGGGGCAUACGCAAGUAACGCAACGCAUCAUAAGGUGCAUCCAUGGUACGGCAUAAUCUUGCCGGGUAUUGACACACGACCCCCCCCCACCCCAGCUAAAUCUGUAUGUAACAGUCGUUGACACACUCUUACCAUUACACACACACCCCUACAAUACGUCUUCUCACGAAC
Molecule: messenger RNA, 7299 nt
Organism: Astrephomene gubernaculifera
Lineage: Eukaryota; Viridiplantae; Chlorophyta; Chlorophyceae; Chlamydomonadales; Astrephomenaceae
Source: the annotation of a GenBank genome assembly